Molecule: messenger RNA, 405 nt
Organism: Nicotiana attenuata
Lineage: Eukaryota; Viridiplantae; Streptophyta; Magnoliopsida; Solanales; Solanaceae
Exons: 1
Coding region: 1-405 (134 amino acids)
Source: RefSeq, a predicted model, not a curated record
AUGCUAACGGCUGACAGACUGAGCAAAUGGAACAUGAACGUGGAUACUACUUGUGUAUUCUGUAAAUGUCAACCAGAGCACCAUCAUCAUCUGUUCUAUAAUUGUUCUAUUGUCAUGGAACUAUGGUAUGACAUAUUCAAAUGGCUACAAAUUCCAGUUCCAGCUACUACAUGGAACCAGUUACUAUGUUGGUUCAUGGGGAAAGCAAAGAAGAAAACAACUGAAGGGCAACUGAUGAGAAUGGUUCUAGCUGAAACAGUGUAUAGCAUAUGGGUGGAAAGAAAUCAUAGAGUUUUUGAGAAGAUGUAUAGAGAUAGGCAAAGCAUUGUGAGAGAAAUUAUCUACAUUUGUAAUAUUAGAGCUGUAGGUAAACUCAAGGAUGUCCUACAAUACAAGUUUGUAUAG